AUGUCCGAUGCCGCCUGUUGCUGGGACGGUAAGCGCUUGUUGAGAUACCAUGGCCAAAUCGAGACCGCCAUGACGGAAUGUCUCGAGGUUACAACAACCGUGUACGCCUACGCCCCGGGCGUAUCUUGGGUCAUUUCUGGUCAAUACCCCGUGAGAGGCAUCUACGAAACCAGACAGUUUCCCCUUAUCCCUCUUACCCAUAUCAACUUCAACACAAUCAUGUCUACCCUCAUCUCAGCAGACAACGAGUGGUCCCCGCUCAAGGCAGUCAUUGUUGGCAGAGCAGAGCACUCGGCAUUCCCGUCUGAGCCACGCGCGGUCUUCGAGGCGAGCAUGCCCGCAGAGCAUGUGGACGAGUUCAGGCCGAGAAACCCGUUCCCCGCGGACAUUGUCGCCAAAGCCCAGGAGGAGCUGGACAACUUGGCCUCUGUGCUCCAGCAGCACGGCGUCAAGGUCUACCGCCCGGACGAGGUGGACUGGCUCAAGGUGGGCGGCUACACGGGUUCGAUGCCCCGCGACACCUUGAUGACGGUGGGCAACACGCUCAUCGAGUCCCCCUUUGCCUGGGCCUGCCGCCGGCGCGAGGUCGAGCUCGGAUACUCGAGCAUCUUGCGUGAGCUGUCGUCGGGCGCCGGAGCCGCCCGCAUCUGCCGCGCGCCCACCAUCAUCGGCAAGGACACCAUCUAUGACCGGUCUGUGAUUGACGGCACGCGCAGCGCUGCCUCCUCCAACGGCAGUCCCAGCUGGUCCAUCAACAAUACGCGCCCGGCGACGGACGUGGCCGACUUUAUGCGGCUGGGCAAGACCAUCGUCGGGCAGCUGAGCCACGUCACCAACAUGAAGGGCAUCGAGUACCUCCGCGCCCAGGUGCCCGACGGCUACUCGGUCGAGGUGCUUCGCACGACCGACGACCACGCCAUGCACAUUGACACGACGAUACUGCCCCUGCGUCACGGCCUGGCCGUGUACAACCCGGAGCGCGUGUCCGAGGACGAGCUGCGGAGGCACGCCGUCUUUGCCGGCUGGGAUCUGCGUCCGUACCCCUUCAAGCCGAAGCCCCGAGGUCCAUCGAGUCCGCCCAUGUACAUGUGCUCGCCGUGGCUGGUGCUCAACGCACUUAGCCUCAACGAGAAGCAAAUAUUCGUAGAGGAGCAAGAUGUUGAGUUUGCCAACUGGCUGCGGGACGAGUUCGGAAUGGAGCCUAUUAUGCUGCCGUUUCAGCAUGUGAACAGCCUCGGAGGUUCGUUUCACUGCGCCACGGUGGAUUUGGUGCGCGAGUAG
Messenger RNA from Metarhizium album ARSEF 1941, 1281 nucleotides. RefSeq names its product lysine amidinotransferase. Gene Ontology annotation, molecular function: amidinotransferase activity. Gene Ontology annotation, cellular component: mitochondrion. NCBI's taxonomy places the organism in Eukaryota, Fungi, Ascomycota, Sordariomycetes, Hypocreales, Clavicipitaceae. The transcript is spliced from 2 exons. The coding region runs from base 1 to 1281 and encodes 426 amino acids. The record is from RefSeq and is a predicted model, not a curated record.